Molecule: messenger RNA, 1746 nt
Organism: Benincasa hispida (wax gourd)
Lineage: Eukaryota; Viridiplantae; Streptophyta; Magnoliopsida; Cucurbitales; Cucurbitaceae
Source: RefSeq, a predicted model, not a curated record
AUGGUCGGAAAGGUGGUCGUGUCGGGAUUAUCCCUUAUUCUCGUGGUCGGUGUAGCUCUGGCCGUUGUUGCUACGGUAAACAAAAGCAAUAGUUCUAAUGCUGCAUUGGAGUCCCCAAAGAUGAAGGCAAUCUCAACCAUUUGUUCUACUUCGGAUUAUCAAGAAGAAUGCAAAAAUACACUUAGCAAUGUUGCUCAUAAUGCCACUUCAAAUGACCCCAAAGAUUAUGCUAAAGCGGCAGUUCUUGCCACUAUCGAGGAGAUUACAAAGGGCUACAACUUCUCUGAUACCCUUAUGGUGGAGGCUGCUAACAAUGCCUCCACCAAAAUGAGUGUCGAAGAUUGCAAGGAUUUAUUACAGUUUGCCAUUGAUGAGUUGCAGGAAUCUUACUCCGCCAUCGGAGACUCUGAUUUGCACACCGACACAGAUCGUGUUGCUGAUAUAAACAAUUGGCUUAGCGCCGUCAUUUCUUAUCAGCAAUCUUGCCUCGAUGGACUUGAAGAAUUUAAUCCCCAACUCAAACAAAAGAUGCAAGACAAUCUCAGUGUUGCUAGCAAGCUUACCAGCAAUGCUCUUGCUGUUGUCAGUGCAGUUUCCAAUAUUCUCGAUAACUACCGCUUGCAAUUGAAGCAGGUCCAACCAAAUGGUCGCAGGCUUCUUGGAACAACAGAAGUAGGGAGUGACGGUUUCCCAAUAUGGUUGUCUGGGGCAGACAGGAAGUUGCUUGCAGCCAGAGGAAGAGGCGGCCGAGCGAGGCCAAACGCAGUGGUGGCUAAGGACGGUAGUGGGCAAUACAAGAGCAUUGCUGCUGCAUUAGCUGCAUACCCAAAGGCCCUAAAAGGAAGAUAUGUAAUCUACGUGAAAGCAGGGAUCUAUGAUGAACACAUCAUUGUAACUAAAGACAUGAAAAACGUUUUCAUGUAUGGAGAUGGCCCAAGAAAAACCAUUGUCACUGGUCGAAAGAACAACCGUGAUGGCUUCACCACCCAAAACACUGCCUCUUUCGCUGCCUUAGGAAACGGAUUCCUCUGCAAAUCCAUGGGAUUCACCAACACAGCUGGCCCUGAAGGCCACCAAGCAGUAGCUCUAAGAGUUCAAUCCGACAGAUCUGCUUUCUUCAAUUGCAGAAUGGACGGUCACCAAGACACUCUUUAUGCACAAACCCAUCGUCAAUUCUACCGCAACUGUGUCAUAUCCGGCACCGUAGACUUCAUCUUCGGCGACUCAACCACCUUAAUCCAAAACUCCUUAAUCAUCGUUCGUCGCCCAAUGGACAACCAACAGAACACUGUCACGGCCCAAGGUCGCGACCUGCAAAAACAAAUCACCGGCCUAGUGAUCCACAACUGCAGAAUCGUCCCAGAACAGAAGCUAUUCGCUGAGAGGUUCAAGAUUCCAACAUUCUUGGGACGCCCAUGGAAACAAUACGCGAGGACCGUGAUCAUGGAGACGACAUUGGGCGACUUCAUUCAGCCGGCUGGAUACAUGCCAUGGUCUGGAAAUUUUGCAUUGGAGACUUGUUUGUAUUUGGAGUAUGGAAACAGAGGACCUGGGGCUAACACCAAUAGGAGAGUAAGAUGGAAGGGUGUUAGAGUGAUUGGAAGAAAUGAAGCUUUGCAAUACACUGCUGGGCCGUUUCUUCUUGGAAGAGCUUGGCUUCCAAGCACCGGUGGACCUUACUUCUUGGGAUUGAAGAACUAGAAGAAAGGUGUUUGUUAAUGAAUAAUGUGAUUUAAUUAUCAUCUC